AAUCAUGAACGUAACCCCUGCCCCGCACCCGUGACAGGAUCAUCUUCGGCCUAGAUUACUGCCAUCUCAAAGGAGUGGUCAACCGUGACCUCAAGCCCGAGAACCUGUUGCUCAAGCUGACGCCGGAGGCCAGCAAAAGGCACAGGUGGGGGCACUUGGCUCUAGGCCUCCUUUCUUUAGACACCAGCAAAGAUGGGUCUGAUGGUUUCUAAGGCCCUCAGCCGGCUCUUUGGCAAGAAGGAGAUGCGCAUUCUGAUGGUCGGUCUGGACGCCGCUGGUAAGACUACCAUCCUCUACAAGCUGAAGCUGGGCGAAAUCGUGACGACUAUUCCCACCAUCGGCUUCAACGUGGAGACUGUGGAGUACAAGAACAUUAGCUUCACCGUGUGGGAUGUCGGUGGCCAGGACAAGAUCCGCCCUCUGUGGCGGCACUACUUCCAGAACACUCAGGGCCUCAUUUUCGUCGUGGACAGCAAUGACCGCGAUCGUAUUGGGGAGGCCAAGGAUGAGCUGCACCGCAUGCUCAACGAGGACGAGCUGCGGGACGCCGUGCUGCUGGUCUUCGCCAACAAGCAGGACCUGCCCAACGCCAUGAACGCGGCGGAGAUCACGGAGAAGCUGGGCCUGCACGGCCUGCGCCAGCGCCACUGGUACAUCCAGUCCACGUGCGCCACCAGCGGCGAGGGCCUGUACGAGGGCCUGGACUGGCUGAGCCAAAACAUCCAGAACAAGUCGUGAGCGAGCAGAGUGGUACAGUGAGACAGACUAGCGAGAUGUGGCUGAUGAGGGCGUGGGCCAUGGCUGCGGCCCCAGGUACAGGAGUUCUGGUGGGUGGAUGUGUCGGGAUGCGUGGUGCGCGUCGUCAUGCAGUCGGGUGGUCAUGCGCGGAUAGCCAUCGCAGCGCGGGCUCGCAAUGCCAUUAGCCUGCUAGUAGAUGUGCACAUCGCGGGCAUGUUAGAUUGUUUAGGUCCCUUAUGCUGAACCAUUAUUUCUCCAGAAAAAGGCAUGCAAUACCCUGUCGCUUGCACGGUGACGCUUGACCCCUGGCAUGGGUAGUGCGGUGUUGUGGAGGGCUCUGCCAUUUCAGGGCCCGCAUGUAACUUUAACCGCAUG
Chlamydomonas reinhardtii is the source of this 1113-nucleotide messenger RNA. RefSeq lists its product as uncharacterized. Bases 193 to 738 code for a protein of 181 amino acids. The record is from RefSeq and is a predicted model, not a curated record. The transcript has 7 exons. NCBI's taxonomy places the organism in Eukaryota, Viridiplantae, Chlorophyta, Chlorophyceae, Chlamydomonadales, Chlamydomonadaceae. Gene Ontology annotation, cellular component: cytoplasm. Gene Ontology annotation, molecular function: GTPase activity; GTP binding. Gene Ontology annotation, biological process: vesicle-mediated transport; intracellular protein transport.